Knipowitschia caucasica is the source of this 435-nucleotide messenger RNA. The record is from the annotation of a GenBank genome assembly. NCBI's taxonomy places the organism in Eukaryota, Metazoa, Chordata, Actinopteri, Gobiiformes, Gobiidae.
AUGAAAGCUGCAGACCGUGGUGCACCUGCAGAUCAGAGCAGUGACUCAGUGAUAUUACGGCAUGGCGGUCGGCAGAUGACAGUCCUUCAGGAGGAGGUGUGUGUGUCCUCAGUCCUUCAGGAGGAGGUGUGUGUGUCUUCAGUCCUCCACGAGGAGGUGUGUGUGUGUCCUCAGUCCUCCAGGAGGAGGUGUGUGUGUAUUUCCUCAGUCCUCCAGGAGGAGGUGUGUGUCCUCAGUCCUCCAGGAGGAGGUGUGUGUGUCUUCAGUCCUCCACGAGGAGGUGUGUGUGUGUCCUCAGUCCUCCAGGAGGAGGUGUGUGUGUCUUCAGUCCUCCAGGAGAAGGUGUGUGUGUCCUCAGUCCUCCAGGAGACUCCAGGUGCCAGGAGAGCAGAGUGGGCUCCUGAUGCAGAGCCUCUGCUUUGGGGAUCAACAUAA